UGAUAUGAUAUGGGACCACAUGACACGAUUGUAUGACACAGUCGGAAGUUGAAUUAUUGAAAGCAGUCUUUAGUUGGCACUUUCAACUCAAAUUCAUCGUAGUUUCUUCAAGCAGAUUCACAUUUCCAGAACUUGAAGAUGGCCGAAGCUGCACAAAACCAUUCAUUUCAGCAGCAGAAAGUCAUAAUACCGAACAAACAUGGCAACAAACUUGUGGGCAUACUACAUGAAACUGGAACCAAAGAGAUUGUUAUCCUAUGCCAUGGUCUUCGAGCUUCCAAGGAAAACUUCAUCAUGACAAAUAUUGCUGCUGCACUAGCGAAUGCAGGAAUCAGUUCUUUCCGCUUUGACUUCACUGGAAAUGGGGAAAGUGAAGGUGCAUUCGAGUUUGGUAGCUACUGGAGGGAAGCUGAUGAUAUACAUUCUGUAGCUCAACACUUUCAUGAGGCAAACCGUACAGUUAUUGCAAUUGUUGGACACAGUAAAGGAGGUAAUGCGGCACUUCUUUAUGCAUCAAAAUAUCAUGAUAUUAAAACAAUUGUCAACCUAUCUGGUAGCCAUGAUUUGAAGAUUGGCCUUGAAUUUCGUCUUGGAAAAGAUUUUAUAGAAAGAAUCAGGAAGGAAGGUUUCAUUGAGUUGAAGGCAGAGACCCCAGGAGGUAUUGAUUAUCAUAUAACUGAGGAAAGUUUGAAGGAUCGGUUAAACAUAAUUAUGCUUGAGGAAUGCCUGCAUAUUGACAAAGAAUGCAGGAUCUUUACAGUUCACGGUGGAGCAGACAGCAUUAUCCCGGCUGUAGCUGCACAUGAGUUUGCAAAGGUUCUACCUAAUCACAAGUUACACAUCGUAGAGGGAGCUGAUCAUGUAUAUACUGAUCAUCAAGCUGAGUUAGCGUCAGUUGUGGUGAAUUUUAUAAAGGAAACCUCUGGACAACCUUAAUGCUAGUUAGGUCCCUGAUGGAGAUAUUGCAGCGUGGUACGUUUGAGAACUCUGCUCGUGUUGGAGAGUCUUUGAUUUUAUUGAAUGAAAGAACCAUUGCGGGUUGUGGCUGUGAUAUUUAUAUAUAUCAUAUGGGAAAUAAGGUUGGGGACAUGAGGCCUCCUAUUUGUGUUCCACAUUUUUAAAGAAUGAAAACUUGAGCGUUUGUUUAGCGAUUCAAUGAUCCAACUCUUGCAGUCAUAACUAGUCAUGAUAUUUUUCUUA
This is a messenger RNA of Cajanus cajan (pigeon pea), 1200 nucleotides long. RefSeq lists its product as uncharacterized. NCBI's taxonomy places the organism in Eukaryota, Viridiplantae, Streptophyta, Magnoliopsida, Fabales, Fabaceae. Gene Ontology annotation, cellular component: cytosol. The record is from RefSeq and is a predicted model, not a curated record.